Molecule: messenger RNA, 4483 nt
Organism: Pogona vitticeps (central bearded dragon)
Lineage: Eukaryota; Metazoa; Chordata; Lepidosauria; Squamata; Agamidae
Gene: EYA4
Product: EYA transcriptional coactivator and phosphatase 4
Biological process (GO): multicellular organism development; cell differentiation; positive regulation of DNA repair
Cellular component (GO): nucleus
Molecular function (GO): protein tyrosine phosphatase activity
Source: RefSeq, a predicted model, not a curated record
GCAGCUCACUUCGGGGGACUUUUCGGCUCCUUAAUCGACGGGACCGGGAGGGACAAAAACGAAUUGCACCUCAGCGAAGACAUCCAUUUGUGGCUUAAAGGAAGAAUACUUUUCUUUGUGGAAGAAAAGCAGAGUGACUAAUCUCCAUGGAAGACUCUCAGGAUUUAAAUGAACAGUCAGUGAAGAAAACGUGCACAGAUUCAGAUGUUUCAGAACCUCAAAAUUCCAGAUCUAUGGAAAUGCAAGAUCUAGCAAGCCCUCAUAAUCUUGUGGGAAGCAGUGAAGCACAGGGUAGUUCAAAAGUGGACAAAUCUAAUCUAAGCAGCACAUCUGUUACAACAAAUGGAACAGGUGGAGACAACAUGACUGUUUUAAACACUGCAGACUGGUUGCUGAGUUGCAGCACUCCUUCUUCUGCAACAAUGUCUCUUCUUCCAGUCAAAACAGAGCCUAUGAAUAGCAAUGAAUCGACAACGACAACAAGUGGAGAUGGAUCUCUUGACACUUUUGCUGGAUCAGUAAUCACAAGUAGUGGCUACAGCCCAAGAUCAUCACAUCAGUACUCACCGCAGCUGUAUCCCUCCAAGCCUUAUCCACAUAUUCUGUCUACUCCAGCAGCUCAAACCAUGUCAGCCUAUGCUGGUCAGACCCAGUAUUCAGGAAUGCAGCAGCCCGCAGUAUAUACAGCAUAUUCACAGACUGGGCAGCCUUACAGUUUACCUACUUACGAUUUGGGUGUAAUGUUGCCAGGCAUCAAGACAGAAAGUGGACUUUCACAAGCACAGUCACCUUUGCAGACUGGAUGCCUUAGUUACAGCCCAGGGUUCUCCACACCACAGCCAGGCCAAACGCCGUAUUCAUACCAAAUGCCAGGUUCCGGUUUUACACCAUCUUCCACUAUUUAUGCAAACAAUUCAGUCUCAAGUUCUACAAACUUCAGUAGUUCACAACAGGAUUAUCCAUCAUAUACUGCUUUUGGCCAAAACCAAUAUCCACAGUAUUAUUCAUCAUCAGCAUAUGGAGCCUAUAUGACCUCAAACAAUGCAACAGAUGGUACCUCUUCAUCAUCAACAUACCAGCUCCAGGAUUCUCUCCCUGGACUGACUAGUCAACCAGGUACAGACCUUCCUGCAGGAGAGUUUGACAGUGUGCAGAGCCCCACAACUCCAAUCAAAGAUCUUGAUGAAAGAACAUGUAGAAGUUCUGGGUCAAAAUCCAGGGGUAGGGGGCGGAAAAAUAAUCCAUCACCUCCUCCUGACAGUGACUUGGAGCGAGUCUUUGUUUGGGAUUUGGAUGAAACCAUUAUUGUCUUCCAUUCCCUUCUUACAGGAUCUUACGCCCAAAAAUAUGGGAAGGAUCCACCUGUGGCAGUGACCCUUGGACUUCGGAUGGAAGAAAUGAUUUUUAAUCUUGCAGAUACACAUUUAUUUUUUAAUGAUUUGGAGGAAUGUGAUCAAGUACACAUAGAUGAUGUUUCUUCAGAUGACAAUGGACAAGACCUAAGUACCUACAGUUUUGCAACUGAUGGCUUCCAUGCAGCUGCAAGUAGUGCAAACCUUUGUCUGCCAACAGGUGUAAGAGGAGGAGUUGACUGGAUGAGGAAGCUGGCAUUCCGCUACAGAAGAGUAAAAGAAUUGUAUAAUACCUACAAGAACAAUGUAGGAGGACUCCUCGGCCCUGCAAAAAGAGAUGCAUGGCUGCAGUUAAGAGCAGAGAUUGAAGCUCUUACUGACUCCUGGCUGACAAAUGCACUUAAAUCGUUAUCAAUUAUUAGUACAAGGAGUAACUGUGUAAAUGUCUUGGUAACAACAACCCAACUUAUACCAGCUCUCGCUAAAGUCCUGCUGUAUAGUUUAGGAGGUGCUUUUCCUAUUGAAAAUAUUUACAGUGCUACUAAAAUAGGAAAAGAAAGUUGCUUUGAACGAAUAAUGCAAAGGUUUGGCAGAAAAGUAGUAUAUGUUGUAAUUGGGGAUGGUGUAGAAGAAGAACAGGCAGCCAAAAAGCACAACAUGCCUUUUUGGAGGAUAUCUAGUCACUCAGACCUUUUGGCUCUACACCAAGCAUUGGAGUUAGAGUAUUUGUAACUCUUCCUACAUAGCUGACAGAUUCUUUUUAUAUUGCAAAGUACACUGAAUUUUUUAUGUGUGAUCCGAUGCCUCCGGCUUUACACAUACGUGAUGGUCUUAAGAAGGAAAAGCAAUAUUCUGGAUGAAAAUUCCAUUAUGAAGAAUUCAGAUUACUGAAUGGAGUUACAGCUUUUAAUUCUAUACAAGGAUUCUCUAUAUGGUCUUAUAUACAGAGCAUUUUGGUUAUUAAAGAACUAUAAAAGGAGGUUACUGGAGCACACCAAAUGAGCCCUAACUAGAGUGAAUAGCUUUUGCAAUGGACUCAUACUGGCAAAACAGUGACAUGCAUUUUCUGAUCAACAAAGGUGGUAUUCAACAACAUUCCUCACUAUGGGAUAUAUUCUCACCACUGAGGUUUGAAUCAAACUUUAGUCUACCUACCUAGCCCAGAAAAUCUGAAUUGGAAUGCACUUAGACUGUAUGAUGACAAUCCUGUCCAGAUCUGUAAUAUGUGUAAAUUAUUGAUGAAAAUAAUUUACUGUGACGUUAUUAGUGGUUGACUUGGGAAAUUGAUGCAAUUUAUUUCUUUCAUUUUGGAGGUGUGUGGGAUGGGGUUAUAUUAUAAUAAUUAUUGUCUGUUUUAUAAGUUUGGCGAGCGGAAUGUGCAUAAUGAUGCAUUGUGCCUUAAAAGACAAGAUCUUGUUUGUGUGUUACAAUGGUUUAACAUUGGUUUAAGACUGUGUAGAUAAAAAUAAAUAAAUUUUUGUGCUAGUUUUUGACAUGACCAAACUUCAGAUUCAAGUAAUCAAAGAGCAACGCUGCAUCAAAAGCUCUUAAGUGCUUGUUGCAGUAAGGGGGGGAUGAUAAUAAUGGAGAGCUAGUGUUUAUAUUUAGUUUCUUAAUAAUUCCACUGACUGUAGGAGGCACAUAAGAGGAUGUCAGGCAAAUGGAAUGAUGUUGGGCAAGAUAACAAUUUUUAAGCUGGUUAUUUAAAACCUUUUUUCUAUUUUUGUCUUUAAUCAAAACAAAAUAGUUGUAUUCGUGAAUUAUUUACAGACAAUGAGUCUGAUUUUAUGGAAUGCGUGUAAAAGCAGGGGUUACUAUCCAUUAACUCUCUCACAAAUUAUGAUUUAACAUGCAGUAGGUUAUAUGUGGACAUUGUUAAAUGCUAUCCAAAGGUGUUCCUAGAAUUUACUAAUUAAAAAGAAAGAAUGCUAAUAAAAAAAGGAAAGGGGAACUUAAGUUCCAGAUUGUAUCAGACUCAAUAAAACAGAAGUCUUAGAAAAGCCAAAUAAUACCACUCGGUACUGGAAACCUAGAACGGUAAAAAUGUCUUCCUAAAAUGAAAUAGCUAUUAGUACUCGAAUCUUAGUCUUCAGAUUGUUUGUUGUAUGUGUGAUUUAAGUUCAUUUCAGUCCAUUCAUUUCUUUCAGCACUCAGUUUAAUUAAAUCUUUUCCAUUUGGUUUUGACUCAAGCAUAUAGAUGGUGAUAAGAAUGGAUCUCAGUAGAGCUUUCUUUCCUUCCUUCUUCCCAGCUGCCCCUUUGUCCCAUAUAUACUACACUUUGCUCACCCUUACCUGCAGUAUUGUACUUACAUUACUUGCAGUAGUGCAUUUGUAUGUUUAUAUAUCCUGCAACAAUUCUUCUCUCCAAGAUUCCAACUUCCAAAUUAUUUUUUCUGAAAGUAUGUGUGACCACAGCAUGUAAGCCACUGUUUGCAAGGACGACAUGUGUUUCCUGUAUAUCCAAGAUACCAGUUGCAGAAUUUACUGUCAAAGGAAGAUAGUGUUAUUGAUGAAAGUGAAAACAUUUUUCCUGGUAAACUGACUUUGGGUCCCUUGUUAGGGCCAAAAGACAAUAUAGAAGUGCUUUAUAAAUUAGUGAUACCAUUCCAGACAUACACCUCUGUCCUUUCCAGGGCUCUGUUCACAAGGUAUUUGUUUUCUCGGCAUAUGCACCUUGUGGGCUGAUAUCUUUGGUGAAGUAGUGAGGGUAGGAAUGGACUGCGGAGCUGUACAUCACUGCACUUAGAACAUGCAUGCUUGACUGAGGGCCUGCCAGCUAGGGAGCAGAAAAAGAAUGGAAUUAUUCCCAAUUAUCCUACAGUUACAGAAGGAGAUUUGGGGAGAGAAUAGAUCCUGACAAUAAUACUGUACAUUAAUGACAGGGUUAUACAGACUACCCUUACAAUUCUUUUCUCUACUUUUGUGGUUACAUUGCAUUAAUCACUCUCAAAUACAACCUUUGUCCUACAUCAGUUUUGCGUGUAAACAGUACUUUUUAGUAGUAUGUAAUGAGACAUGUAGUCUUAUGAUGCAGUGCAUGUGUAUACUGUUAAUGAGAAAACGGCAGGAUUUAUAGCCCCGGAAGUGGAAAUAUGUAUGUGAUUUUGUCUUAAAGAGUGCUCUGUAAUGUA